This is a messenger RNA of Paramuricea clavata, 1959 nucleotides long. NCBI's taxonomy places the organism in Eukaryota, Metazoa, Cnidaria, Anthozoa, Malacalcyonacea, Plexauridae. The record is from the annotation of a GenBank genome assembly.
AUGAAAGAGAUUGUCGGCAAUAAAGACGAUCCAGUUGCUAGACUUUGUCCUUUAGGAUGGACGGCGGUAGGUAAAAUAGAGCAACGAAGUAAUGUUGGGCAUCAUCACAUUGGAUUUAGUCAUACUUUCCGAAUCCACGUAGAGGAGGCAACGACAAAUGAUGUUCCAAAUGAAUGCUCAGACCUGAAUUCCACCCUCAAACGUUUUUGGGACCUUGAAAGUGUCGUAAUAACUCCCACCAGAGAAUCACUAAUGACGCCCGAAGAGAAGUUAGCAUGGGGAAAGGUGAGCCAGUCAAUGAAAUUUGAUGGUAAGCACUACGAGGUUGCGGUGCCUUGGAAGGAAAACCGUCCUAACCUUCCCACCAAUCUACCAAUGGCCAAGCAGAGAUUGUUGUCCACGGAGAAAAAGCUGUUGAAAAAUAAAGAAGUAGCCCUGGCCUACCAACAAGUAUUGAAUGGAUAUCUUGAAAAACAGUACAUUCGUCGAGUACCGAAAGAUGAAGAAAAGCCUCAGCAGGAAUGGCUUCUUCCCCAUUUUCCCGUAGUACGGCCUGAGAGAGCAAGUACCAAAGUAAGAAUAGUUUUCGAUGGUUAGCACCUUAUGAAGGCAAGAGUCUCAACACCGAAGCGUUACCUGGUCCUAAGUUACAAAGUAAUGUUUUCGAUAUCUUAGUCAAAUUUAGAAAAGAAACUGUGGCACUUGCUGGUGAUAUAAGUCAGAUGUACCAUCAACUAGUUUUGCGCGAAGAAGAUCGACCAUUACAUCGAUUUCUAUGGAGGGACUUAGAUCUAUCCAAAAAGCCAGAAGUAUAUGAAUUCCUGAGAUUUGUUUUCGGAGGAUGUUACUGCCCUUUUUGUGCACAAUAUACCUGGCAGAAACACGCUCAAAAUCACAAAGAAGAGUAUCCCUUGGCAGCAAACGCGGUUGAAAAACACUGUUAUAUGGAUGAUGUAAUGCCUUCUGUAGAUUCUGUCGAAACUGCGAAACGGUGACAAAGCUGGUUUCCACGUAUGUAAAUGGGUGUCCAAUCGUAAGGAAGUCUUGGAAGAUAUUCCCGCCAAAGAUUGUUCGUCCAAUGUUAGUUUAGAGAAGAAUGAACUGCCAACAACGAAAACUUUAGGCAUUCGAUGGGACGCAGGAGACGACGAGUUUCUGUUUGACUACUCCUCCCUAACUGAUGAUUUCCACUACACAAAACGAAAUGUACUGAAGAAAACGGCUUCACUAUUUGACCCACUUGGUUUUCUCUCGCCUUUUAUUAUUAAAGCAAAGCUCUACCUGCAACAAGCCUGGUUGGAAGCCCUAGAUUGGGAUGAUGAAUUACCUUACAAACUUAAAAACCAAUGGAAAAACUGGUUUAACGAAUUGCACCUUCUUCAAGAGAUCAAGAUACCACGGUGUUUAAAGAAUAGUAAUCUAGUAACCAGCGUUACACUACACAGUUUUUCGGAUGCAUCAGAGAAAGAAUACGCGGCAGUGGUUUACGCGAGAUACGAGUAUGAAGAUAAAUCCGUUACGACACAGUUGAUAGCCUCGAAGACAAGACUGUCACCACUAAAAGCUAUAAGUAUACCACGACUAGAACUAAUGGGGGCGCUGAUUGGAGUUCGCUUAACCAAACAAGUCUCUACAGCUUUAGAAAUUCCUGUGAAAGAUGCAACCUUUUGGGUGGAUAGCAUGAACGUGCUCCACUGGAUACACGGACGAAGUCGAGAUUAUAAGCCCUUCGUUGCACAUCGAGUUGGAGAGAUUGCAGAUUAUGGUUCGCGAGGAAUGAAUGUCAGCGAGAUGAAAAACAAUCAGCAGUGCUGGUUUGGCCCGGAAUUUCUGAAGAAAUCUAAAGAUGCAUGGCCUGAAGAAAAGAUCGAAAUAGAACUUAACUCAGUAACGUGUAAAGAGUUGAAAGUUGAAGCACGAAAACAAGAGAGAGUGCGUCUAAAAAUGACCAGUCCUUAA